AUGUCCAGCCAAACUUUCAACAUUGCCGUACAAGGUUCUGCCACUUCUGAUCACAACUACACUUCGGCUUCCACUUCCACUCCUCAAACAUCCGCCAUCGAACAAUCUCGUCUCUCGUCUAACCGCAUUCAAACCUUUCUCAAACACCCUCAUCACUCAACCACUUAUGUAUCAUCCACCCAAACCUAUAAUGACCAAGCAUCAGUCAUACAACACUAUACAACAGCUGCUGCCAAAAGCAUCCAAAACCCACAAGAAACUAACGCGGUUAACGAAUCCUCCUUGCCCACCCUUGUUCUUUCCGGUAUUCCUAGGCGUGCGUGA
Molecule: messenger RNA, 324 nt
Organism: Sclerotinia sclerotiorum 1980 UF-70
Lineage: Eukaryota; Fungi; Ascomycota; Leotiomycetes; Helotiales; Sclerotiniaceae
Exons: 4
Coding region: 1-324 (107 amino acids)
Source: RefSeq, a predicted model, not a curated record